AUGGGCUCUGCGUAUAACAGCCUAGCCCUUAGCCUCAGCGAUGCAGCGCAGCGAGAGGCGUUUCCCCCGGCAACCACAUCCCUAGAGGAGGCGGAGCAGAGGCCGGGGGUCCCACAGGUACGGCCAGUGAAGAUGGCCACACGGUCCAUAACAGGUGGCGAGAUGCCACUGGAGGAGCUGCUGGCCCUGUAUGGGUAUGAUGUGCCCGGACCCGUCAAACGACGAGGCCAGGAACCCGACCGACUGUCCGCAUGCCUGCCCGACACGACACUGGACAAAGAUCAGAUGACGAAGGGUCAGUUCUCAGGAGGAGAAGACGAGGAGACCCGGUCCUCCGCCGACGACCUCGCCUCUUCCCUCGCCUCUCACGCCUCUGAUCUGUUACGAUGCCACUUACGAGGUGGAGACAAAGACGCCUCCGUCAGCUCCUCAGACGAAGACUCAGAAAGCACCUCCAUCCCCUCCAACGACGGACACAAGGACAUCAUGGUGGGGUCGCAGUACCAGGCCGACAUCCCUCCUCUGUGUUCCUUCUCCUGCCAUGAGAGAGCUUAUGAGAGAGAGGACCAGCUCCUGUGGACCCCCAGUGUGCUGUCAGGGCAGGCAGUGGAGGAGUUUCUGCUCCACGCACAGAGGAGAGGAGGGCAGGAGGAGGUGACAGACACUGUAAUCUCAGGGGACAUAGUCAAAGACAACGAACAGGCUCUGUAUGAACUGGUCAAAUGUAACUUCAAUGCAGAGGAAGCACUGAGAAGACUACGCUUCAAUGUCAAAGUGUUCAGCGAGGAGUUAUGCGCCUGGAGUGAAGAGGAAUGUCGGAAUUUCGAACACGGAUAUCGGGUUCACGGGAAAAACUUCCACCUCAUUCAGGCCAACAAGGUACGGACGCGCUCCGUUGGGGAGUGUGUGGAAUACUACUACAUCUGGAAGAAAUCAGAGAGAUAUGAGUUCUUUACCCAACAGGCCACCAAGCUGGGCCGCAAGAAAUACAGCUUACAGUCCGGGAACCUGGAGGAUAUGGAUCAGGACGGAGACGUUGGCGAAACGGAAGGAGCCGGUAAUUCUCACGGCUCGAUGCACAGAUCUGCCGUCCAUCUCAAUCCGCCGUCACCCACACCCACGGUGGACCUGGACAAACAAGAAGAGGGCCUGAGAUACUCAGAUCAGUUUCAGGGGCGCCCACGAAGGAAGCGCACGCCACGCUACCUGUUAAGACCCUGA
This is a messenger RNA of Chanos chanos (milkfish), 1221 nucleotides long. RefSeq names its product mesoderm induction early response 1, family member 2 (gene mier2). The record is from RefSeq and is a predicted model, not a curated record. Gene Ontology annotation, biological process: negative regulation of transcription by RNA polymerase II. The transcript is spliced from 11 exons. Gene Ontology annotation, cellular component: nucleoplasm. Lineage: Eukaryota; Metazoa; Chordata; Actinopteri; Gonorynchiformes; Chanidae. Bases 1 to 1221 code for a protein of 406 amino acids. Gene Ontology annotation, molecular function: transcription corepressor activity; histone deacetylase binding.